Carassius gibelio (silver crucian carp) is the source of this 6219-nucleotide messenger RNA. RefSeq names its product solute carrier family 20 member 2 (gene slc20a2). Gene Ontology annotation, molecular function: phosphate transmembrane transporter activity. Gene Ontology annotation, cellular component: membrane. The record is from RefSeq and is a predicted model, not a curated record. Bases 641 to 2629 code for a protein of 662 amino acids. Gene Ontology annotation, biological process: phosphate ion transmembrane transport. The transcript is spliced from 11 exons. NCBI's taxonomy places the organism in Eukaryota, Metazoa, Chordata, Actinopteri, Cypriniformes, Cyprinidae.
UUCCAUAAUAAACCUAACAUGACCAUUUGCGCAAUUCCGCUGCCAUUUGGUUUAUACUUGAGCUGAAGGGGACAGAACGUGCAUCGACGGGUUUGUCUCCUCUCGUUUUUCCCAUCCCAUUUUUCCUCCGUACACGGAAAGCUCCCUGCCCCCUGAUUCCUCAGGCGCCCGGAUGCACACCACCACCACCAGCAGCAGCAGCAGUAGUAGUAGUAGUCAGUCGGUCGGUCAGGCAGUCAGGACAAACAUGGUCGCCAGAGCUGGAGGAAGCGUUUAGGAAUCUCCGCGCUGAAAUUCGUCUCAUUGAAGCGAGGGCGCUUACACUGAUCCCCGAAGCACGUUAAAGCAUCUCCGGAGGACUGAUUUCUCUUCUCGCUGAAGGCAUCUUUGUGGACAGGACACUUAGAGGGCCAAACAAUGGAAUGCUCUCUCCUGCCUACACUGCUCAGCACUCAACAGACUGAGGUUAAACGGCUUAGUUAGCAGUGUGCCUCUCCCACAACAACUCUUUUAGCCUGGGGAAAGUUGGGAGAAAAACCAGCGAAGGAGAAUUUCCUUCAUAGUACAGCACUUUACUCCUGUUCUUUGUAGUUGCUCGCUUGGGAUUCAUUUGGAAGCUUUGCGUGAAACAAAAAUCAAGAUGGAUUUGGAACCGUACCUGUGGAUGGUCGUGCUUGGCUUCAUUAUAGCCUUCAUCCUGGCAUUUUCAGUGGGGGCCAAUGACGUGGCAAACUCGUUUGGCACAGCGGUCGGGUCAGGGGUGGUGACACUACGUCAGGCCUGCAUCCUGGCUUCCAUAUUUGAGACACUUGGCUCCAUACUGCUCGGUGCCAAGGUCGGGGAAACCAUUCGGAAGGGAAUUAUAGAUGUCAGUUUAUACAAUGAGACCGUGCCGAUACUGAUGGCGGGAGAGGUCAGCGCCAUGGUUGGGUCUGCGGUUUGGCAGCUCAUUGCCUCUUUUCUGAAGUUGCCCAUUUCUGGAACUCAUUGCAUUGUGGGAUCUACUAUUGGCUUCUCCAUGGUUGCUAUUGGCACUAAAGGAGUGCAGUGGAUGCAGUUAGUCAAAAUCGUUGCUUCAUGGUUCAUCUCCCCUCUGCUGUCUGGUCUCAUGUCUGGUCUGCUUUUCUUCAUCAUCAGAUAUUUCAUUCUUAGCAAGGAUGACCCUGUUCCCAAUGGUCUCCGUGCUUUGCCCCUCUUCUAUGCGUCCACCAUCGGAAUCAACACAUUCUCCAUCAUGUACACUGGAGCUCCCUUACUGGGCUUGGAGAUGCUCCCCGUCUGGGCUAUUGCCCUCAUUACUUUGGCUGGUGCUCUGGUAUGUGCCGGUCUGGUCUGGAUUUUCGUUUGCCCCUGGAUGAGAAGGAAAAUUGCAAGUCGGCUGAAGAAAGCACAUGCUCUUUCCCGCAUCUCUGAUGAGAGUUUGGAUAAAAUCCCGGAGGAGGAAGAGGAAGCCCCCGUCUUUAAAGAGCUUCCAGGUGCAAAAAGCAUCAACGAUGCUGUGCUGCCCCUGACAGAGGAGUCGACAGGAGAGCUGAACAGCCUGGCUAAUGGAGGCACCGUCCUGCCCCACGGCAGAGUGUAUGGUCGCACUAACUCCAUGACCAACGGCUGCCUCAAGUCACCCGUGUCCAAUGGGGCCUUCAGCUUUGACGGACACAUGCGCAGUGAUGGCCAGGUCUAUCACACCGUACACAAGGAUUCUGGUCUCUACAAGGACCUCCUACACAAGAUCCACCUGGGCCGCCUGGAAGACGAGCGCAGCGGCUCACGUCCCGACAACAGCUACCGUCACCUCCGCCGCAACAACAGCUAUACAUGUUACACAGCAGCCAUCUGCGGCAUGCCGGUGCAGCCCCUGAUACGGUCGGAGUCCAGCGCCCCUCCUCCAGAGGACAGCGAGAAGCUAGUGGGCGAUACGGUCUUCUAUUCGAAGAAGCGAUUACGCUAUGACAGCUAUUCCAGCUACUGUAACGCGGUUGCGGAGGCUGAGAUUGAAGCGGAGGAAGGUGACGUGGAUGUGAAGUUGGCGGCAGACAAAAGGGAGCCCCGGGCCCCUGUUGAAGCGGUGCUGGAGGACUGCGUUGAUGAGGACAAGGAGGAGAAGGACAAGCCGCAAAUCUUCCUGCUCUUUCACUUCCUGCAAAUCCUCACCGCCUGUUUCGGAUCGUUUGCGCAUGGUGGGAAUGAUGUCAGUAACGCAAUUGGUCCUUUGGUGGCCCUGUGGAUGAUUUACGAACAGGGUGGAGUGAUGCAGGAUGCUGCCACACCGGUCUGGCUGCUAUUAUAUGGUGGCAUAGGAAUCUGCACUGGACUGUGGGUUUGGGGUCGACGUGUCAUUCAAACAAUGGGCAAAGACCUCACACCCAUCACCCCCUCCAGUGGAUUCACUAUUGAGCUGGCCUCAGCGCUCACUGUUGUUUUGGCGUCCAAUAUCGGACUUCCAAUCAGUACGACACACUGCAAGGUGGGCUCAGUGGUGGCGGUGGGCUGGAUCCGAUCCAAGAAGGCUGUGGACUGGCAUCUCUUCCGGAACAUCUUCCUGGCCUGGUUUGUGACCGUCCCUGUAGCAGGCCUCUUCAGCGCUGCUGUCAUGGCCCUGUUUGUCUACGGCAUACUGCCUUACGUUUGAGGUGGAAAAUGGGGAAGAGAGGGAGGUAUAGGAAGGUAAUGACGAAAAAAAUAAAAUAAAACGGAGACACAGACAGAAAAAAGAAAUAAUAUCAAGAUAUAAGACAUAAGCCAGAGGGUGGGGGGAGUCUUCAAAUGCUGCCUGGAAAAGCAUCCAGAAUCCUUCGACUUAAAUAUCCUUAAUCUUGUCAAGAGUAUUUAUUUCCGUUUCAUUUUUCUAUUGUUUUGUUGACGUGUUACCAUAAACUCGUGAUUUCAAAUCGUGUAUUUUCAAAGUUCCAAAAAAUAGCUCUCGUACAUUUGUGGUCCUACAUGUUCAAGAUAGUAAACGGAUGGAGAACAAAAAAUACAUAUAUAUAUAUAUAUAUCAGUACAUGAAGGAUGGGACUAGAAAAUUGGUUUUAUGGCACAAUUCACAGUAUAUUGGCACAAAAUAUAGCUACGAACUACUCUUGGGCCUCUAAAUGUAAUGUUUUCAAAUGUAUCGUGUGGCUUUAUUCACUGAAGCAUCAAACUUCUACAUAAAUGACACUGAAAAGCAUUCUGCUGUUUAAAACCUACAUUAGCUGCAUUGCUAAAAUCAUACCUCAGUCAUCAACCCUCUAUGCCACAUUUAAAAGACAAGUGACAGAACCGUGCCAUCUCAUAAUACAUGAAAUAUUAUAAGAUUAAUCAUUUUUGUAGUGGUUAAUGUGUACGGAUUCCCUGUUCUUUUAUCGUUGUAUUUAUUUUUAGACAUGUUACCAUUCAUACCUUUUUAAAAACACUAGAGGCGUGAAGACUAAAUCAUAUUUUAAACUAUGUAUGCUACUAUGAUUUCUACCAUGUGUAUAUUCAGCUAUGGAUUUUAGAUUUUGAGUUUUUGUCUUAUUUCGUGGUCUUAAAUUGUAACAUUUAAGGAGACUUUAGACCAGGUUUGGUAGUUGCAUGAAACGUAUGCUUUCCAAGCAUAUGAAAAAUAUCAAAUAUUAAAAUCUGAUUUUACUUUAUGACAAGACACUACAUCCGUAAUCCUGUCAGAGCACAUCAAAAAGAGUUCUCCCAUUGCCUACCCUAAAAGAUCCUCAUAUGAGUGAAAAUUAAAACAUUCACCCUCAUUUAAAGAUAAACUGUAUAUUCAGUAUUUAAUGAGGAGCUAGCUAGGAGUCUUAUCUGAGGUAUUGCAUUUAAAACUUUCUGUAAUUCAGCUUUUGUAUACAUAUCAACUCUUUUUGGAAGAUUAAUAGCCAAAGAUUGUGAUGAUCAAGCUGAAUUGCCAUACACUGACAGCGUUUGUAAUUACAAUCUAAACAAUAUCCAAACAAAAGUAAUCAGAUUGUCUCUGUAUUGUGGAUAGUAUAUAAAGAAUGCUAGUAGAUCGGUCUAGCAAUAAUAUAUAAUGUUCUUAGAGCCCUGUGGAUAAUGCCAACAUAAAUACCUGUAUGUGCCAGAACAGCCAAAAUCACUUACGGUGAACCCAUAAAACCAGCACAAACAUAGAGGCAGUGUCAGACGCCAGGCCUAAAUAAAAUCAGCAUCCAGAUACUUGAUUCAGCCUCACUGAUAAAGCCUUCAGUUCUAAUAUCAAAUUCAGCUUUAUCAGAAGAGGAGUUUGUUUAACAUCAGGUCAGUAAGUGAUUCAGUGGCACAAAUGUGUCGUAUAACGGAAGGUCGAUAUGUAACGACCUAUUCUAUGACACCACAAGAAACCAAAAAGUCUCAUGAUUUCAGUCCAAAAAAGGCCGGACUCGCAUCAAAUGACCAUGUGAUAUCAGGUCAACUGGGUUUAGAUGUUUGUCAGACACUGUUGUAAUCUGCCUCGGGAUAGUCGCCAGAUUUGGAAACUGUACAAACGUGUGGCUUUGAACCAAUGCAAAGUGUUGCUGUUUCUUUUUUUUUUCUUUUUUUUUUUUGUGUGUAUUUUGUUUUUAUUUUUCAUCAAGAACAAAUCUAUGCUCAUACGGCCAUUUGCCUUGUUGUGCUUUACUGUUUGUUGGAUACAGUAACUUCAGUACUGUGGUGUUUACAUUGUAAUCAUAUUGUAGAAUAACUCAUUAAACUUGCCUAAAAAUGCCAAUCAACUAACUAUUAAUUACAAAUUAAAUAUGAAAUAACCAGGAGUAGUGCAAAGGUGUUUAAUGGCAUUUUUGUGUUUAGCAGUGUGAAUCAUGAUGAUCCUGUGUUACAUCACACUGCUAUAUGUAGUACACAACUUAACAUGGUGGAUAUGAUUAAAAAAAUAAAGAAAUUAAUAGAUAUAAAUUUCAUUAAACUAUAUUUUUCUACAUAAAUAUAUAUAUAUAUAUGUUCUACCUGGGUGGUGACUUCUCACAUGGAGAGGAAACUGGGCUCCUGAGCAGUGAUUAUGUUGAAAUUCAGUGCUUAAUAACACGGAGCAAUUUCAUAAAUAUGGUUAUAUCGCAAAAGUGUCUAAAAAGUUCAGGCAGGGGAUCGUAAUGUGGAUUGGUUCCAUAUAUCCAUUUUUUUUCUUGCCUAGGGAUGUCUCUCACUUGUGUGAGAGAGUGGUUGAGAUUUGUUAAAAUUCAAACAGUUUUUCAUGAUUCUUUUUUGAAAAGUAAGGCUGAAUAACUUUGUAAUUUUGUUUCCCUGAAAUGCAAUAUUGAGCUGCCAGAAUGAGGUCGAUCAAACCUCCACCAGCAGUGGCGAUAACACCGUUUAGACUCAGACAGGGACACAGCAAGAUUCAGUAAAACUUUACUAACCUGCAUCAACCUGGCGAUAUAAUCUGCCUUUCUGCUAUUGGUUUGUUUUUUAACGGCACGCCAGCUAAAUCUUCCACAUACGAAGUAAAAAACAUUCUUUACGCAAAUACACGAACGCAGACGCUUGACACUCGUGUUUUGGUCUUGCGCUAACAAAGCUCAGUAUUUAAAGAGCAUUUAAAUUUUAAAGGUAUCUUACGUUAAACUAAAUGUGUUAAUAAAACUUGUGUUAAUAAAUUGUUGCUGCAUCAUGACAGUAGUUGAUCGACAAGUAAUUUAUGCUAUUUUGAUGCCCCUUGAGGCAGUGCUGAGAGUUGCGUUAAAUUUAGGAAUCGCGUCUGCGUUCAGGGAUUUGCGUAACCGAACAUUAGGCUGCUGUAGUUUGGCCACAGAGUUAGUUUUGAGUUACAUAUUCAAAGAAUGGCAUGUGAACCACUAUUAUAUUAAAUCACAGUCAGAAACGAUAAAAGAGAUCGCUAUCGCUAUGUAAGGCUUACAGAAACGAAAUCAUCCAGAUCCACAUGCAGUGUGUUGAUAAAAGAUUACAUAACUGUUCUUGACAGCCAAGUGACAUUCUCCCAUAGUGGUAUAAUAUAAUUUGUAAAGUUUCCAUGUUCUUAUCUGCACUAUAAAAUAGAAUGUAGCCCAAUCCUCUGCUGGCCUGCUGAUUGCCUGCUGUGUGUCGUCUCUGUUGCUACAGUAUGCUGUUACUGUCUGGUACCAUCUUAAGACAGGGCUUUAGUUUGAACCAAAACCCUAAUAUCUGCAUAUGUACUGUAUUGCUGUUCCCUUUCAUUUUGGAUAUUUUUUUUUUUUUUUUUUUUUUUGUGAAAGUUGUCUGCAUUUUAACUAAUUAAAUUAUGGGAAUUAAAAUUACAAAGAAUAACAA